Molecule: messenger RNA, 792 nt
Organism: Galeopterus variegatus (Sunda flying lemur)
Lineage: Eukaryota; Metazoa; Chordata; Mammalia; Dermoptera; Cynocephalidae
Biological process (GO): innate immune response; complement activation, classical pathway; B cell receptor signaling pathway
Cellular component (GO): immunoglobulin complex, circulating; blood microparticle; external side of plasma membrane
Molecular function (GO): immunoglobulin receptor binding; antigen binding
Source: RefSeq, a predicted model, not a curated record
AUGCAGACGCUGGGGUUCCUUCUAUGCCUGAUGGCAGCUCCCCUUGGUGUCUUGUCUGAACUGACAUUGAGGGAUUCAGGCCCAGGACUGGUGAAGCCCUCGCAGACCCUGUCCCUCACCUGCACCGUCUCUGGGGGCUCUGUCACCAGUUACUACUGGCAUUGGGUACGGCAGUGUCCUGGGAAAGCGGAGUGGAUGGGGUACUGGAGCGGGGGCACGUACUACAACUCGGCUUUCCAGGGCCGCAUCUCCAUCACCGCCGACACAUCCAACAACCAGUUCUCCCUGCAGCUGAGCUUUGUGACCGCCGACGACACAGCCGUGUACUUCUGUGCAGGAGACACAGUGAGGGGAAGUCAGCGUGAGCCCAGACACGAACCUCCCUGCAGGGCGCUCAGGACCACCGACCUCAGGGAGCAGCCCCAGGAGCAGAAUGGAUUCCUGUAUAUUAUUUCAACCUGGGUAAUAAUGUGGUGCUUCUUCACCCAUGUUUUUGUGCACAUUUUUCCAUUGUUGGCCAUUGUGUGCUCCUUCAAUGACUCCUGUCCCCUCUGGGAUGCCCCCAUUUUUGUGGGAUGGUUUAUCUGGGUGAAGCAGAUCGAGCAUAACCAUCUGCACAAGAUGAUGCUUCAAACUCACUUCAUGUAUUUCCUUCCCAGCAGUAUAUUCAGCAUUGCUUCAAGAGCCACGGAUCCUUUUAACGGAGAGGAAGUUCGAGAUCCAGAUAUCACCACGAUGUGUGCAAACAGCGAUGGUGCUUUUGCUUCUUGGCUUCUCAGUUUACAGAACUAG